GACGGUGGAGAGGAAAAACACGAGCCCACGGCUGGAAAGUGCUGAGGAAAAGUGGAUAACAUUUGUCGGUUGAAGACUUGAACCCCACGGGCUGUGGGAGGGGGUGGUCCGUGGGUGCAUCCGUAGAAACAGCCCGAGUGUAACCCCGGAGCUGUUGGGGAUGUGCGGAUCACUCCAGCCCACCUGGAUCUGGAUCGGAGCUGUAACCGGAGCCUGAUGCGCACCGUCCACGGGGCUUUCGCACAUUGAAACAGUGUCUCCUGAGUGGAUCCGAGGCGCGGACACGGCACAGGAGUAGUUUUCCACACUGUUGGGUUUGUUUGACUCGCUUUCCAGACGGGGACUGCGUGGAAGGCGGGGCCGAACCGGCGGACUCCCAAACUGGAUUACUGAGCUCCCCCUGUGCCGAUUCACCCAAAGCGACGCAGCGAUUUUUUUAGAGGGGGGGGCGGGGGGUCGACGAAAGAGGCAACAACUGGGAUUGAGCCCCUCUUCUUUGAAACUCUUCCCCCCACUACUACCCUUCUGCUGUUGCACAACAACAACAAGAAGUGUGUGGCAUUUCAUUUGUCAGUCGGUCAGCUGCGCGUGGCCUUCGCGUCUCCAGUUACGAGCGUAAUAGAAUCGGGUUUGGGACGCAUAUUUUUGGGGAUAAAUUCCCCCCUCAGCCGGGGUUUGGACUAUGGCGGACGACGACAUUCUCUUUGAAGAUGUGUACGAGCUCUGCGAGGUCAUUGGCAAGGGCCCCUUCAGCGUGGUGAGGAGAUGCAUCAACCGAGAGACAGGACAGCAGUUUGCUGUCAAAAUUGUGGAUGUGGCCCAGUUCACCUCCAGUCCUGGACUCAGCACAGAGGAUCUGAAGCGGGAGGCCAGUAUCUGUCACAUGCUGAAACACCCUCACAUCGUGGAGCUACUGGAGACCUACAGCUCAGAUGGGAUGCUCUACAUGGUUUUCGAGUUUAUGGAUGGAGCAGACCUGUGCUUCGAGAUUGUAAAGAGGGCAGAUGCAGGAUUUGUCUACAGCGAAGCAGUGGCCAGUCACUACAUGCGACAGAUCCUCGAGGCACUUCGAUAUUGCCACGAUAACAAUGUCAUCCACCGAGACGUCAAGCCUCACUGUGUGCUGCUGGCGUCCAAGGAGAACUCGGCUCCGGUAAAGUUAGGCGGCUUCGGAGUAGCCAUCCAGCUCGGAGAGUCAGGACUGGUUGCAGGAGGUCGGGUGGGAACUCCACAUUUCAUGGCCCCAGAGGUGGUGAAGAGGGAGCCUUAUGGAAAGCCUGUGGACGUGUGGGGCUGCGGAGUCAUCCUCUUCAUCCUCCUCUCGGGGUGUCUGCCUUUCUACGGCACCAAGGAGCGGCUCUUUGAAGCCAUCUGCAAAGGCAAAUACAAGAUGAAUCCACGCCAAUGGGGCCACAUCUCCGAGAGCGCCAAGGAUCUGGUGAGACGCAUGCUGAUGCUGGACCCCGCUGAGAGGAUCACCGUCUACGAGGCCCUGAACCACCCUUGGCUGAAGGAAAGGGACCGGUAUGCCUACAAAAUCCACCUGCCAGAGACUGUGGAGCAACUGAGAAAGUUCAACGCCAGAAGGAAGCUCAAGGGAGCUGUGCUGGCUGCAGUGUCCAGUCAUAAGUUUAAUUCCUUUUAUGGAGACCCCCCUGAGGAGCUCCAUGACUUCUCUGAUGACCCCACUUCCUCAGGACUACUGGCAGCAGAACGGGCUGUGUCUCAGGUCUUGGACAGUUUAGAGGAGAUCCAUGCUUUGACAGACUGCAGUGAAAAGGAUCUAGAUUUCCUCCACAGUGUUUUCCAAGACCAGCAUCUACACACACUGCUUGAUCUCUACGAUAAGAUCAACACCAAGUCGUCCCCACAGAUCAGAAACCCGCCCAGUGAUGCUGUGCAGAGAGCCAAAGAGAGUUCCUCCCGAGACGAAGCAAGUGGCGCUUUGAAACAUCUGGAAUAUGUACUGGAAGAGAUCUCCUGCUACCCAGAGAACCACGAAGCAAAGGAACUCAGACGGAUACUGACGCAGCCACAUUUCAUGGCUUUGUUGCAGGCGCACGACGUGGUCGCCCACGAGGUUUACAGCGACGAGGCCCUGAGGGUAACCCCGCCCCCCACCUCACCGUACCUGAACGGAGACUCCCCAGAAAGCACCAACGGAGACAUGGACCUGGAGAACGUCACCAGAGUCCGCCUGGUCCAGUUCCAGAAGAACACAGAUGAGCCCAUGGGUAUCACAUUGAAGAUGAACGACUCAAACCACUGCAUUGUGGCGCGGAUAAUGCACGGGGGAAUGAUCCACAGACAAGGAACGUUGCACGUAGGAGAUGAGAUCAGGGAGAUCAACAGCAUCAGUGUGGCCAAUCAGACUGUUGAGCAGCUGCAAAAGAUGCUGAGGGAGAUGCGAGGCAGUAUCACCUUUAAAAUAGUGCCAAGUUACAGAUCACAGGGUUCGUCGUGUGAGAAAGAGUCCCCCACCACCUCCAGGCAGUCCCCUGCCAAUGGUCACUCCAGCAUUAACAGUUCUAUCUUGGACCUGCCGUCUACCAUUCAGCCCAAGGGUCGACAGAUUGUAUCCAGACCUCCAAUCAAGGACAAAAUGUCUGUCAAGAUUUACGUGAGGGCUCAGUUCGAGUACGACCCCUCCAAAGAUGAACUCAUCCCCUGCAAAGAGGCCGGCAUCCGCUUCCGGGUGGGCGACAUCAUCCAGAUCAUCUCCAAGGAUGACCACAACUGGUGGCAGGGCAAACUGGAGAACACGAAGAACGGAACGGCGGGCCUCAUACCGUCACCAGAGCUGCAGGAGUGGCGUGUGGCAUGUAUAGCCAUGGAAAAGACCAAGCAGGAGCAGCAGGCCAGCUGCACCUGGUUUGGCAAGAAGAAGAAGCAGUACAAAGACAAGUAUUUGGCAAAGCACAACGCAGUGUUCGAUCAACUAGAUCUCGUCACAUAUGAAGAAGUGGUGAAGCUUCCUGCGUUCAAGAGGAAAACACUAGUUUUGUUAGGUGCUCAUGGUGUGGGCAGAAGACACAUCAAGAACACACUCAUAACCAAACACCCCGACAGAUUCGCCUACCCUAUCCCACACACAACCAGACCUCCAAAGAAGGACGAGGAGAAUGGAAAGAACUACUACUUUGUUUCUCACGACCAGAUGAUGCAGGACAUCAGUAACAACGAGUACCUGGAGUAUGGCAGCCACGAGGACGCCAUGUAUGGGACACGGCUGGAGACGAUCCGGAAGAUUCACCAGCAGGGACUGAUCUCCAUACUGGACGUGGAGCCUCAGGCCCUGAAGGUCCUGCGGACUGCAGAGUUCGCCCCAUACGUCGUGUUUAUUGCUGCGCCAACUAUCACACCAGGCAUCAAUGAGACGCCCAGGUGGUGUCGGACUCUGCCAGACGAGUCCCUCCAGCGGCUGCAGAAGGAGUCGGAGAUCCUGCAGAAAACCUACGCCCACUACUUUGACCAGACCAUCAUCAACAACGAAAUAGACGAGACCAUCAGGCACCUGGAGGAGGCCAUCGACCUGGUGUGCACAACCAGUCAGUGGGUGCCGGUGUCCUGGGUCUACUGACCCCCGCCCCACCAACCCCCUCCUGCUCCCAUCCCAUCGCCCAUCCUCUUCCUCCCUUAACUCUCUGCCCUCCUUUUCCCCAGCAAUGACAACAUCUUGUCCCAUCAUCUUCCUCUAAAAGAAGAAUAAAGAAAUUAACAACAAUUAACAGAACUGAUGGGGAGACUCUCUCUACACUGCACUUGAUGGAAAACACUCAGCGUACUGUGAAAAUAACCACAGCAUUCAACUGAAAUCCUCUCAAACGCUGCAAAAAAAAUAAGAAAAAAAAAAAAAAACACCUGCAGCCAGUCGGACUCUUGCCCUUACAGACGACCUAGUCAUAGUGUUGUAUAAAACAAAGUAAACAAAAUGAAUAUUGUCAUGUCUGUACUAGCUAGGAGGCAACAUUUUUGUAGAUGUUUGUUUUAAAGAGACAGUACUGUGCCCCAUCCUCCCAUGUUGCUGCACUGUUAGCUCUCCAUAUGACCACUCCCAUCACAUUAUUGGGUCUUGUUAUACUAAAACCAUCCGUUAAAAGACACUGUCGGUGGGUAUCCCGAAGUAAAAGCACACAAACACACUGCGUUGUCUCUCAUCUACACAUUUGCACCAGCCCUCCUCAUUAUUUAUGCAUUCCAAGCAGUAACACACCCUCCCGUUCACCCCUCGGUACAGUAAUAGCAUCAUAAUGCACCUUUCUACCAACCAGGUACUGUCUCUUCUAAAUAAAUCCAUACAUUUUGUAGAGAUCUGAAUGAGGUUAUCAUGCAUGUGGACAUUUGCAAGCUUCCAUGCUGUCAGUCAGUGUUCCCCCGUGUCCCUCUGUAAACCUCCGAGAAAGAAAAGCAGAAAAACAUUUUUAAACAUUCCAGCUGUUUGGAAGACUGAACUCAAGCCAAGGGACGCAAGACGGGGCAAGAUAAAAAAUAAAAAUAAAAACAAACAGCGACGGAGCCAGGCGUUGACUUGACACCUAUGCACAUCCCUUGCAUUUUGGGUGACAUUUCUAAACCACAGAUUUAUAAAGAUCGACCAUGUAGUGAGAUGUGUUUGUAAGAAAAAAAAAUAAAUCAAAUAAAAGUCUUGUUUAAUUUUUUUUUUUUUUUUUGUCAUAAAAGAUGAAGUUCAGGGGGAAGAAUGUCACCUUAUUCCUCAUUCUGCCAUUUCAGAAAUGUGAUGUCUAGGAGUAGUAGUGUUCCAAUCAAGUCUAAAAUCAAAGAGAGAUGACAUGCUGAUUUUUAUUCUGCAACUGUGUAAGUGUCUGCAAAAGGAUGUGUACGCCAUCCAGUCUGCGAGGGAAGAGGAGGCAGUGUGUGCAUCUGGAUCACAAUGUAUAUGAAUAUGACAUACAACUGCCCUUGUGUAAAUGACUCUGCAAUGAUAAAAGUUCUUCAGUAUGAACAAUUUUUUUAAAUAUAUUUCCUUUUAUGUGUUGGAAAAAUGAA
Molecule: messenger RNA, 5007 nt
Organism: Sphaeramia orbicularis (orbiculate cardinalfish)
Lineage: Eukaryota; Metazoa; Chordata; Actinopteri; Kurtiformes; Apogonidae
Gene: caska
Product: calcium/calmodulin-dependent serine protein kinase a
Exons: 30
Coding region: 683-3580 (965 amino acids)
Biological process (GO): protein phosphorylation
Molecular function (GO): protein kinase activity; protein binding; ATP binding
Source: RefSeq, a predicted model, not a curated record